CCAUCUUAUAUGUACGAGUGUCGAGUAUGUUUCGAAAUCCUAAUCAAAUAAUAUUAACACAAUUUGAUAACAAAUCAUUUACUUUUUUCAAAAUCUCUGUAGAAUAAAAUAUUAGUUUUCAUCUUACAGACCUACGAAUGAUUCAGUUUUUUUCGGAACCUCGACAUAAUUUUAUCACGACAUUUGUCACCUUUUCAUUGCACUGAUGAAAUAAACAUGAACACAUUCUACAUGAUUGUGGUAUUUCUCCUCUUUUAUUGCACCGGUGGUCAAAGCGAACCUUCAAAAACCCCUUCAAACAGUGAUAUCGAAAAUUCGACCCGAAGCGAUAUAUACUUGCAAACUCACGAAAUAAACCAUAUUAUGGCUAUUCAUCAGUUCCGAUUCCAAGAGCAACUUCAGACUAAUAUUAUUUACUCACCCUACUUGCAUGCACCCACAACUGAUAGAUAUGAAUGGAAAAUUAAGAUAUACCCUAACGGCCUAGAUAAUAAAAAUAAUACGAUUUCUUCAUACGUAUGUCUAUGCAAUUCCAGUGCAGUUGAAGAAACGACCGCAGAGUAUAAUAUUUCAAUCAUAAAUAAUAAAAAAGAAGUAUUAUUACAGCGCUAUAUGUCGCCAAGAAAAUAUUAUGCACGCAGUUUAAAACUAUGUUGGGGUUGGCCAAUCUUUUGCGAGAAAGAUAGUUAUUUUAGAAAUCAUUUACUCCAAAACGACACAUUAACAUUCUCAGUCCACAUAAAAUGGGUAUCUGAAUCAUCAAAUGAAGAUAUUCAACGUAAUGUUUCUUCGACCACUGCUACACCCGAGACCACCUCCGUCAAAUAUAAUCUGACUGAAAACUUUGAAUCGAUGCUCGAAAACCCGAAAUUCGCAGACGUCGUUUUUAUAACGAAUGGAAACAGUUAUCCAGCCCAUAAAAAUAUUUUGGCCGCGCGAAGUUCAAUUUUCGAUGCCAUGUUUCAACGAAAAGAUUCGAAAAAUGCAAAAUCGAAAAAAAUUCGAAUAAACGUUACUCCGAUGAACGAAAAAGUAUUACGAGCGAUGCUACGAUACAUUUAUACAGGAAUGUGCGAACCGUCGUUGGGAAAACUAACAGAUAGAUUAUUUCAAGCUGCUACCAAAUAUGGUGUCUAUGGAUUAAAAGAAACUUGCGAACAAACACAUAAUAAAACUACGCUUGGUUAAAAAUGCAUCCAUUUAAAAAAAAAACGAAUAACUGCAGCAGAAAGUCAAGAAUUUUCGUGUAACUGUAACUAACUAUUAGGAAAGUUUUAAUUUUGAAAAUGUAAUGAAAAAAUGUUAUUGAAAUAAGAUAAGUACCAAUAAUGUCAUGUUUACGAUCUUCAAAUUCAUAAAUAAAAAUG
This is a messenger RNA of Planococcus citri (citrus mealybug), 1367 nucleotides long. Its product is annotated as speckle-type POZ protein-like. NCBI's taxonomy places the organism in Eukaryota, Metazoa, Arthropoda, Insecta, Hemiptera, Pseudococcidae. Gene Ontology annotation, molecular function: ubiquitin protein ligase binding. Gene Ontology annotation, biological process: regulation of proteolysis; proteasome-mediated ubiquitin-dependent protein catabolic process. The transcript has 2 exons. Gene Ontology annotation, cellular component: nucleus; cytoplasm. The record is from RefSeq and is a predicted model, not a curated record. Bases 217 to 1188 code for a protein of 323 amino acids.